UCCAUUUGUCAAAUUUAUUUACUUUUACAAUCUGCAGUUUGCCUGCUUUCUAAAUUUUAUUGAUUACACUUCCAAAUAGUAAAUAUUUUGCAUUAAAGUAUUCAAAAUGAGUUGCUUUGAGAACUUAAAUUUACCUACCUGCGUGUGGUUUGAUGGGGCCGACAAACGAAAUGGUAUAGCUUCAAUUGUGGCUGGUAUUUUGUUCUUUGUGGGCUGGUGGUUCAUCAUAGAUGCAGCGUCAGUCUAUCCCGGAGACCUCCCAAAUGCUUCCCAUGUGUGCGGUGUUAUGGCAACACUCUCUCUUGUAAUGGUUAAUUCUGUUACCAAUGCUCAGGUCCGUGGUGACACAUACACGGGUGGCUGUAUGGGCCCCCGCGGUUCUCGUCUCUGGCUGUUUCUGGGCUUUGUUGUCGGAUUUGCCUCCCUCAUCUCAGCCUGUUGGAUCUUAUUUGCUAACUAUGUUAAUGCUGGUAGCAACAAGCAUACAUGGCCUGGUGUGAGCUUGUUUAUGCAGAAUGCAUUUAUAUUUGCUAGCUCGUUGGUUUUCAAGUUUGGUCGCUCUGAAGAUCUUUGGGGAUAAGAUUACUCAUAAUUAUAUAAUCUGUGGUUAUAACCGCAUUAUAUAUUCAUAAAUAACGUGUUUAAAAUAUAAUUCAUAUAAAAAUACCAUUUUACUUGUUUCAUGUGAUAGAUUGCUUUUAUUUUUGUAUGGAUUUCAUUUGUAAAAUUCGGUUGUGUGUAUGUGAGUGUUUAACUAUAGUGAGUCACAAAAUACAAUUAUUUAACAAUAAAACAAAGUGCAAACCGUUUUAAACCGCACUAUAAAAUUAAAUGCAAAUGUAAUCAAUAUUUAAAUUGCAAGUCUAAUGUUUUUUCGAUAACUCAUUAUAAAAGUUACAGUAGAAAUUUUAUUAUGUAAUGGCAAUGUUGUUAUUAAAGAAUGUGGUUGUCAAAGAAACAUUAAUUUUUGACUAGCAAAAUUAGUAAUUUUAUUUAGUAAAAUUUUUUCAUUUGGUAAUUUUCAAACUCUUUGUUUAGUUCAAAAUCAUAGAAUAAAACAAUACAGAUUAUAAAGGUAUAUUUACAUUACAGAUAACGUUUUCUUCAAAUUAAAAAGUAUUUAAUAAAACAACUAGUAAAUAGAAUCUAAUUUUGAAUGUUUCAAAUGUCUAAGAACUGCAUGUGAAAUAAAUAUUCCUUUGAUGUCUGUUUAUUAAAUCUAUUAUAAUACAAUAAAGAUCUUAACACUA
Molecule: messenger RNA, 1250 nt
Organism: Papilio polytes (common Mormon)
Lineage: Eukaryota; Metazoa; Arthropoda; Insecta; Lepidoptera; Papilionidae
Product: transmembrane protein 50A
Exons: 4
Coding region: 107-580 (157 amino acids)
Biological process (GO): protein targeting to vacuole; late endosome to vacuole transport via multivesicular body sorting pathway
Source: RefSeq, a predicted model, not a curated record